CGAGUGUUCAUUGUCGUGUCACGUGGCUCCGGUUCAUCUUCGGCAGCUCAAAAAACGUAUAAUUAGUUAUAGUGGUGAUUGGGGUGUUAAGGCCUAAGAACGAUCAACCUUUGGUUUGCUUAUAAACAAUCAAAUCACAGAAUCUUCUGCGAGGGCUGCCGAGAUCGAGACACAGUGCGGGCCUUUAGUACAAAUGUAGACCCCAAACUGGCAACACUCAGUUCUUGCGUUGUGCUACCCUUCGGCAGCAUGCCGGGGCCUAGAGGCCAGCUUUUGUUUACAAUGCACACAGUUACAAUUCGAUAAAGCUCAGUUUAAAAAACAAACAGUGAUAUAAACGAUUCUAGUCAUGUCGUGUGGGUACUAACUCGCGAUGAUGGAAGCAAAUUGGCUCUUUGUGACCUUUGUGACGGUGUCCUUCCUCAUCGGUGCCGCGGGCAACCUGGCGGCGUUAUGGAUCCUCUACAAAACCGCCAAGAGGAGAAACAGGAAGCAUGUGCUUCUGUUGAGGUGUCUCGCCACGAAUGAUUUAGUUGCCCAAGUCGGAAUGUUACUCUUGAGCAACCUGAAAAAGUACGACCUUUUGCCGGAUUACUGGUCAUGUAUUGGCUUCGUGCUGUUUCGGGCCUUUGGACUGGGUUCGGGGUGUGUAGCGUUUGUUAUGGCCCUUGAAAGAUGGCUUGCCCUUACUAGGCCCUUCUUCUAUCAUCAGCUAGUCUCUUAUCAAGUGUUGAAAAGGUUCUUAUGCUGUCUGUGGUUGAGUGCAGUGUUCCUCACAUAUCUCCCUUUAUUUGGAUUCGGUCUGUACUAUGAUCAGGAUGCGGAACAAGGAAAAGGAAAGUGUAUCCGGUUUAGAUACGCAGACGAUCUCAAAGACAAAAUAUAUGCGUACCUAUUUUUCACUUUCGGGUCGACGCUGUGUUUGUGUAUUGCCCUGUGCAAUUCAUCGGUGGUUUGGGAACUUUCCAGGAUCAGGUCCCAAGGUAAAGUCCUUGUUAGGAGAGUGAGUAGGUCCAUUAUUAGUAACCGCGUGGGAUGCACUCGCUAUCAAACACCAGAAGAGGUCGCUUUUGCGAAAUUAAUGGCUAUCGUUUGUGUCAUAUUUAUUGUCUGCUGGGGACCUCAAGUAAUAGCUGUUCCCAUCGCCCAAUUUCUUCCCGAGUCUAAAUCGUCGAGGGCGUUCACAAAAAUCGCGGACAUUCUACUGUGUGUGUACUUCACUCUAGACCCAUUUGUUUAUGUACUGCAGAACUAUAUGGAAGGGAGAUUUAUUUUGCCGUGCUGUUUUUUCAAACGGUCUAUGAAUAGUCUCCCCACCACCACCACGACUACCCUGGGAACUCCUACUUCCGUACUUUUAAAUCCUCCUUCGUUUACAAUCCCGGCGAAUAUGUAAAUUUUAACCUUUCUUAUUACCUUUGACUUAUAGAGCGAGCCAAAAAAUGCUCCCCGAAAAAAACUGAACUCGUUCCGCAGGAUUUGCAACGAGAACGAGGCUAAUUUCGGCUUACGCUCGGCUUCUAAUUUUCUUUUGCCGGCCUUUGACUCUUAUUACUGUCCAAGUGACUGAUUAGUGUCUUAAGAUAUACCUGCACAAUUAUUUGCGUUUAACUAACAAGCUGUUUAGAUCUAAUCUAAUUUUAAUGUAGAAGACUUAAUUUGUUAAAUAUAUAAAUUGUAACUCUUCUGAUUAAAACAAGCUCUUAUUAAACGUUUGUAAUAUUUAAAGAAUUGUUCAAAUUUUACUUGGGUUUCAAAUUUUUUCAACAAACCUUCGAUUUGUUAUCCUGGAUAUCAUUAUUGGUUUAAAAUGUAUGUUGGAAAUGAACUCGCAAUAUAUAAAGAAAAAUUGAGUGAUGCAUCUUUUACUUGACUUUUCAUUUUUUUCAACAAACCUUCGAUUUAGUUCUGGAUGGCAACACCACUUUUAUUUAAAUUUAACUUUCUCACAAUAAAAAAAAUUAAUUUGAAUAUCAAUCUACCGCGUUGAUUUCCUCGUUACUCUAUUUGUCUUCUUUGUUUUGAAGUACAUAACCCAAAUUUAUGGAAAAUCGAUGGAAAAUCAAGAUAGGCCGAUAUUGCUUGUUUGCUCAAAAUUUAUCUGUUUCACUGCUCGCCUUCAUUACCAAUCUUAUAUACAAGGCCCACCCGUAUGUUUUUGGACAAUAUAUCAAAAUUUACUAAUUUGUAUCACAUAAUACAAGAUUCCGGAAUCUAAGAGUUGGUAAAAUUUAAAAAUAAUACCCCAAAAGUAUUGUUUGUAUUUAAAAUAUAAUUAGAUGGUGUGAUUUUUUUAUUUUCUGUAUGUCUUCAUGAAUGGAAAUGGUAUGUGUUAUGUAGUAUUUAUUUUUGUACCUAAUUUUUCAACGAACGUUUAAAAAAAUUAAGCCAGAGCUUAAAUUUUUUAAGUAAAUGAGAUUUGAAGUAACUCAUGCUCGUGGGCGUAGUUAGAAAAUAAUUUCAACUUUCAAUAACACUACGACUAAAAUUAACAAUUUUCUGAUAGUGCCCAUUAAGUAUCGAUUAACUAAACUGCCAUAUUAUAAUCUAUGGUUUAUAUAAAUUUAUAUAAACAUCUAUUUUUCUAAAAGCAAAGAUAUCUAGAUACGUACUAUUUAUUUUCUUUCCGUAGAUAUAUCUACUGCAUAUCACUGACUUUGACAUAAUGACGUAUCCAAUCAUAUUAAAAUAUUAUAUACAUAUGGAAAACUAUGAUUACUAAUAAGUAGUGUCAUUGUACUAAAAAAAUAUUGUUCUCGU
Molecule: messenger RNA, 2760 nt
Organism: Anoplophora glabripennis (Asian longhorned beetle)
Lineage: Eukaryota; Metazoa; Arthropoda; Insecta; Coleoptera; Cerambycidae
Product: cannabinoid receptor 1
Exons: 5
Coding region: 374-1396 (340 amino acids)
Biological process (GO): positive regulation of cytosolic calcium ion concentration; adenylate cyclase-activating G protein-coupled receptor signaling pathway; inflammatory response
Cellular component (GO): plasma membrane
Molecular function (GO): G protein-coupled receptor activity
Source: RefSeq, a predicted model, not a curated record